GUCAUGUAAGAUUUUGAUUAAUUACGAUGCUUAGAAGCCAAUAAUACUAAGGAUAAAAAUUAAUAAUGAAUCUUGAAUAUUUUGACGAAUCAUUGAAACUCAUUUCCUAUUGCGGAACCACAUUGGGACCUGAAAUGAAGACGAUAAUUGAAAGUUCGCUUACUGCUCUGCAAGGUGACCAUAAACUCACAAAUAUGUUCUUCUGGGGACGAAUCAAUGGUAUCGAGGAAGAUUACUAUGUAGCCUAUGGAUAUACAAUGGAUUGCCUUCGGAAGCGACGAUUUUUCUACAGCACAAAUGGUUACAAUUGGUUUCUAAUGCCAGAGGUAAAUCCAGAACUGAAUGAAGCUUGCUUAGUGUGCACGGAGAUGUUUAAUGGCGACCCGACCAUGUUUAUCGAUGUGACAUUGGACCCCCAAUUUACAAUUGAUGAAAAUCAAUUAAUUUACGCAACUAAGCCAGAAAUCGUUCGAAUCAAGGAAGAGGAUCGACUUGCCUGCACUGUUACUUUGAUAACCGAAGAAAGUGCCUUAAUCCCCCAUGGAGGUCUCUACAAGCAAGUAGACAAGACUUUCAUUUACAAUCCCUUGUUCCAUGGCCUCAAUGAAAUCGAAGCUGCGGAUCUGUCCAACUACCAGCUAUAUCGGGAACCCCAAACCUCGUGGAAUCAUAACUUAUUGCGCCGAGUACAAUAUAAAUAUCCAAUUGACUGUUUGGAUACUCCGAACGAUAUACUUCCCGACGAAAACGGAUUCAGCCUGACCCUAGCUAAUCAUGGAAGACUGGUGUUGAUCAGAAGCCUUUUAUGGCCCGGAAUGUAUUUCUUUCAUAAAGUGGAUUCGCGAAAACAUGGAUUUUGCUAUUUUGGAGCUGGAAAGAAAAAUUUCGAUUUGUUAUUUAUGUUGGAUGAGGUGAAAUAGUUCAUAAUUUAUCUUGUCGUUACUACCCCAUAUUGAAUACUGAAUAAACU
Hermetia illucens (black soldier fly) is the source of this 970-nucleotide messenger RNA. It is a transcript of the gene Rsph9, whose product is annotated as radial spoke head protein 9 homolog. The coding region runs from base 66 to 920 and encodes 284 amino acids. Gene Ontology annotation, biological process: axoneme assembly; cilium movement involved in cell motility; motile cilium assembly. The record is from RefSeq and is a predicted model, not a curated record. NCBI's taxonomy places the organism in Eukaryota, Metazoa, Arthropoda, Insecta, Diptera, Stratiomyidae. Gene Ontology annotation, cellular component: radial spoke; axoneme. The transcript has 2 exons.